Molecule: messenger RNA, 2167 nt
Organism: Tachysurus fulvidraco (yellow catfish)
Lineage: Eukaryota; Metazoa; Chordata; Actinopteri; Siluriformes; Bagridae
Exons: 9
Coding region: 115-1278 (387 amino acids)
Biological process (GO): transcription by RNA polymerase III
Cellular component (GO): RNA polymerase III complex
Molecular function (GO): DNA binding
Source: RefSeq, a predicted model, not a curated record
CCAAUAGAAACGCGUGAAUGUUGGUCACGUGAUUAAAGGUUAGCAAGAAUGUGUGUAUAAGGAAGCUAUGAGACCUCAACUGUAAAAAAGAUGUUAUAAACAUAGCAACAAACAAUGGCAGAAGGUGGUGACGGAGACCCUGUGGCCAGUUCAUCUGGGACUCUGCGUCCAAAUUUCUCAUUGGGAAGAGGACUGUCAGGACGCUCGUUACUGAAUCCACCACCUCCAGGCAGACUCACGUCCCUGCGCUCCAGAGACCUGACACUGGGGGGGUAUAAAAAGAAAACAUUCGUACCAAACGUCCACUCCAUUCGUAAAAGCAAAGACGAGUUAAAGGAGGAGCUGCGUACCGCUCCGAAGAAGGAGAGAAGAGACAGGGAAGACAGGCAGAGAGAGCGCAGGCGCAGAGAAAGACCUCAGACUAUUCAGUCACACUCCAUUUUUGAACAGGGUCCUGCAGACACCUUCAGGAAAACAGGAAGCUGGGGGACCGCAAACCUCUGCGACUACGAUCCUUCGGUUCUUACUAAGAGUAUUAAAAAGGAGAGGAACGUUCCAGAACAUGACGAUGACGACGAAAUCUUAGAAAAGCUUCAGCGAGACGAUUUCAUAGAUGAUCCUGGGCUGAAAAACGAUCCCAAGCAGACGCCAAUAAAACUUCCACUGCAUCAGUCAUUCAGCUGCUCGCCGAUGGAGACGUCUCUAAAAGAUGAUCACGCUUUCUCAAAGUCUGCAAAAAUACGCGAUAAGAUCCCAGCACCGCUGAGCAGAACGUACGCAGGUCCUCAGCCGCCGAGCGUCGGAGAGCUUUUCCGGCAGUUGAGCGUAUCCGAGAAGGAAGAGCUUUUAUUCAUCCAGCUUCCCGAUACCGUACCCGCCCCGAAAAAAGCUGCAAAAAGUGAAAAGUCUGGGAAAAAAAGUGAUGUUGAAGACAAGCGUGCGUCUCACACGAGAACCCAAGAUCCGGGGGAGAAAGAGGCAGCGCCGGUGCUCUCCGACUUCACCGAAGGAUACAUAGGAAAAGUGCAAAUUAGGAAAUCGGGCAAAGUGCAGCUAGUCGUAGGGGACGUUACGCUGGACGUGUCUGAAGGAGCGGCUUUUUCAUUUCUACAGCAACUGGUGUGCGUGCGGCUCACGGAGGGACUGACGGGCGACAUGACGGUGCUCGGCGACGUCAGACACAAGCUGGUGUGUUCCCCUGACUUCCAGACUCUCCUGAAAGGGGUUAAGGCUCCAUCACUCAUCCAGCCGCUCUUAAACACGGUUCAUACGAUUUGAGAAGAGAAUUCGCUCUUAUAGCAGGUUCGCUGUACUGCAAACACAUGGGAUAUUAUGGAACAUCAGAUUAGAUUUUAUUACGGACUAUUUCUAUUUGUUCACUUUAAAACUUGUCGACCGUAGAUAACGACCUCAUGGCGUAGCAGGGAAUCUUUACCGACGUGUCUGUUUACAGACUGUGCUUUAUCUUCCCGUCCGUUUAUAACAAGGCAAAGAUGGCUUUCAUCUUCCCGGAUUAGUUGUCAUGGCAACACAAGGGGUUGAGAGAGAAACUCCCGGUAACAUUUUUAAUAUAACUCUGAAAGUGCACGAUUAUUUUGUAUAUUUUAUAUACAACUGAGCGAUUAAGGCUUAAGGGCCUUGCUCAGGGGCCCAGCGGUCUAACAGCGUAGCCACUAGUCUACCACAUCCUCCACGACACGGUGUUACAGACUAAGAAGAACAAAUGAAGGCAUUAAACAGACAGAUUUACAAUCUUAGUGAUGAACACAGAUCCAUACUGUAAUGUUCACAUCACGUUUGUUCUUUACUGGUCUUUAUUCUGGUCUUUAUUCUGGUCUUUAUUCUGGUCUUUAUUGGUCAAACGUAGAAAGCUUUCCGAUCGCUCACAUGUCCGUCCCAUUACACAGUUAAUAGCAUGUAAAAUAGUCUAGCUUUUUUUUUUUAUUCAGUUGUUUUUUAUUCAAUGAUCCUAGAUUAUAAAUCAGGAAUUUAUAUAAAAAAAAACUCUACAGUGGUCAAGGCUUAAAAAGUCAUAAUGUUUAUUUGGGUUUAAAUGUCAGGACUUUAAUCACUUCCUGUUUUAAUGUAACACUGUAAUUGACUGUAUAGAACAUUCGUGGUGCUCGUUUUGAUAUUUAUUAAGUAAAGAUGUGAUACAGAAAAUGAA